AGUCGAGCGCUGGUCACCGGCGCGGCAGGACGUGUGGAGUUGGACGAAUAAUGGAUAUUUCGAAAAGAAAUGUUGCGAAAAGUGAAGAAAAAAGUAAUUAAAAAUAACUAGAAGGAAAAAACAAGUGAAAAGACAAAAACAAACAAAUAAACAGAUACAAAAACAGAACAAAAAUACAAGUGAGAAGACGAAAUCAAUAAAAACCCAAAACAAAAUAACAAUAAUAAUAAUUAAAAAAAAUAAUUAAUUAAAAAAAAAAAAAAAAUGGCGUCCCACGUGACUUCUUUUCUGGCGAUUUUCUUCCUUUUUUCGACUGCCUUUUGCCACCAAGACGACGCGAGGUUAAAGGUCAUUCAGGAACGACUCCUGGCCUUCGUCUCUGCCAACGCCCCCCCUUCAGACGCCCCUGCCAACGCCCCUGCCAACAAAGGUCCUUCCAACAAAGGUCCUUCCAACGCCCCUUUUAACGCCCCUUCCAACGCCUCUGCCAACGCCUCUGCCACCGCCGCCCCGCCCCUUCUGGCCAUGCUCGAGGGCCUCCUCUUCAGCGAGCAAGGCAAGGAGGCCGGGAUGCUCGCCCUCGAGGGGCUCGUCCUCGGGGCCCGGCGACCCGACGCGGCGGCCAUCUUGAGUGGCUUCCUGCGCGAGCUCCGCCUCCGGGCGUCGCCGGCGCUGCUCGAGGCGCUGGGGCGGGUCAAGGAGCAGGUCCUGGAGGCGGACUCCCUGGAGCUCGCCCUCCAAGCCCUAUCCCUAGAUGCCGACGUCCUGGACAGGCUCAAGGAGCGGCUUCUCGAGGGCGAGGCGCUCGACCUCGAGCGGCUGGCGGCGUACGCGGCGGGGACCCUCGGCCUCGACCUCGACCUCGAGGACAUUCUGAGGACGGGCCAGGAGGCCCUCGCCGGCUGGGACUUGACGUCGGCGCUCGAGGCUGUGCUGCGAUUUACGUCUCGUCCUUCUCCUUCUUCCUCUUCUUCUUCCUCUUCUUCAUCUUCUUCCUCUUCUUCUUCCUCUUCCUCGAAACCUCGUAAAAAGCAAAACAACACGCACCUCCUCCUCCUCCGCCCGCUCCUGACCUCGCUCUUGAAGGAGUACAAGGUCGACCUCGACCCGGACGCCGUGCUCGAGGUCAUCGCGCCCUUCGCCACGCUCGAGACGCUGACCCAACUCGCCCCUCUGGUUGCCAUGGCGACGCGGGGAAGCUCGGGUCAAGGGGCGGAGCGUGAGCGUCAAGGGGCGGGGCUUAAUCGACAAGGGGCGGGGUCUGAUCGUCAAGGGGCGGGGUCUGAUCGUCAAGGGGCGGGGCUUAAUCGACAAGGGGUGGGGUCUGAUCGUCAAGGGGCGGGGCUUAAACGUCAAAAAUCCGGGUCAGGGAUGUUGGUGGAAGCUUUGGGGAGUGUCUUGGGAUCUCGAGGGGCGUGGUCAGGAGAGGAGGCGGGGCUUGGAGAGCUAGGGGGCGUGUUAGGAGGUCUGGGGGCGCUCCUAGGGGAAAAGGAAGAAAAGGAAGCAGACAGAACACCGGAAGAGGAGAAGAAGGAGGAAGAGGAAGAAAAAGAAGCAGAGAAGAAGACGAAAGAGGAAAAUAAGGAAGAAAAGGAAGCAGACAGGACGCCGGAAGGCCCAUCCAUAGCCCACCUCCUCCUUCGGCCUCUCCUGACGAAGCUCUCCCGCGGGCGUGGUGACUGCCAGGGGCGUCUCUCGGGCUUGUUGGGCGGCGGGCGGGCCUUCGUAGCCCGGAAGGUGAAGGAUUUGGGCGGCUUGGGGCGUGUUCUGGAGUGGGUGGAGUCCCUAGGUGGAGGAGGAGGUGGAAGUGGAGGAGGAAAUGGAGGAAGUGGAGGAGCAGGAGGAGGAAAUGGAGGAGGACCCAAGGGCGUCGACCUCGAGGGCCUCUCCUCGACCCUCCGCCAGCUGGCCCUCCACGCGAAGGACCUGGACGCCUCCAUGCUCGAGGACGUCCUCGAGAGCCUGGAGGACAACCCCACGCUAGCCGACGCCCUCGCCACCUCCGCCACACCUCCAGCCGCCUCCCUCGCCCUCCUCCUCGCCUCCCCCUCGACCCAGCAGUCCCUCAAGGACGAGCUGCUCCCGAGAAUCCAUUCCUUCGCAGCCUCCUUCGGCGUGCGCGACCUCACCCUCCAGAACUUCCCCGAGAGGCUGGCGCCCUGGGUCGGCCUCGUGGCGCGCGGCUGGGACCUGGGCCUCGAGGCGUCGCUGCUGCUGCCGAGGCUCAAGGUCGUCCUCGAAGGGUGGCUCGAGUGGGCCGAGGAGGCGGCGGCCGAGGUGCGCGGCAAGGACGAGGAGGAGCUUCGCCGCGUGGUGUACCGUGCCCUACGCUAUGACGUCAUAGACACAAUCCUUGAGGUCAGAAAAUCCGUGACGUCACGAAGGUGUUUCACCCAGAAGCUAUGUGAGGUCAUUCGGGGUCAGGUCAUUCGGGGUCAGCGCGUGACCUCACUGACCAGGGCCGUCGCGAGGGUUGCUGGCGUUACCAUGGCAACGAGCGUAAACGGCGUCGCUGACGGAGAUUUGUGCGAUUUCCUGCUCGAGGUUUUGCUCGCGCUCGAGGGAGACUGUCAGGUUUCGUCCCCGAGUGGCUGUGAGGAAGCCGAAGCCGAAGCCAGUGACGGACGGAUGGACCUUAAAUACGAACACAACGAACUGUGAAAAUAAUGUUUUAUUAUUAUUGUUAUUAUUAUUUUUUUUUUCUUAUUUAUAUAUUUAUUUAUUGUGUAUGUGAUUAUGCUUC
This is a messenger RNA of Penaeus chinensis, 2743 nucleotides long. RefSeq lists its product as uncharacterized. The transcript is spliced from 6 exons. The record is from RefSeq and is a predicted model, not a curated record. Lineage: Eukaryota; Metazoa; Arthropoda; Malacostraca; Decapoda; Penaeidae. Bases 265 to 2661 code for a protein of 798 amino acids.